Molecule: messenger RNA, 3230 nt
Organism: Monomorium pharaonis (pharaoh ant)
Lineage: Eukaryota; Metazoa; Arthropoda; Insecta; Hymenoptera; Formicidae
Gene: mRF1
Product: peptide chain release factor 1-like, mitochondrial
Exons: 2
Coding region: 665-1948 (427 amino acids)
Biological process (GO): translational termination
Molecular function (GO): translation release factor activity
Source: RefSeq, a predicted model, not a curated record
ACCAUCGUUAUCAGCUGACUGUGGGAAGCACUUGUCAGUUUGUUUUAGAGCAUCUGCCAAUAAUGACCGAUUGUUCGCGCAAACUGCCGGGCGACUCUCCCACGCGAUCACAACGUCGCACUCACAAUUAACGAGAAAUACACCACCACGCGCUACCUACCGACUACCGACUACCAACUACCACUACCACCAAUGACCAAUGACCACCAACUACCACUCCUUGAGAAUUCAGUAUACAGCGGCACGACUCUCCGCCGUGUCGGCGCUUUUGAUGUCAGUGCGAACAAAACGCAUGCGUCAAUAAGUUGGCCAAUAUCGCCAUCUAAAUUUUUCUUCCAUUUCUUUCCUUUUUUCCUCCCUCCUCCCCACCCGAUCAUUAUUUCAUUACCGGUAUACCGAUAUUAACGACGGUCGGUCUUAUAGAAGUUACGUCUCUCUGCGAAAGUUUGAGCGAUUAUAAUAGCCCUUGGUAUAAUAUUACGAUUUUUUUUAAUUAUACGGAUAUCACAUAAAACUAUAUAAAUUUCAAAGUGUAAUGUUGUUUUUUUAAUUUAAACUCCAAAUUUAAAUAAGGGUUUUUAAAUAAUGAACGAAAGGGAAGAGGUGAGGAGAGAAAUUUAGAUGGCGUUACUAGGCGAUUUGUUUAUCUCCCGUAUGAGAUCAUAUGAGAUUGGAGAUCUCCAUUCCGGCCGACAGAAUUAACAGCUGUACUGUUUAUAUACAGACUCGCAGGAUGUCUUUGCUAAUUCGAAGAUGCAAAUUCGACAGUUAUUGGCGAUAUUCGAAGCUUGUAAAUCGAAUAGAGUCUCAAGAACAUACAUUAACUAACCAAAUUUGGAUUUCAAGAAAUUUUUGCAAUAUCCAUGCAAAACCAAAUGUUCUGGAUAAAACUAAAAGAUUUUUAGAUUAUCUCGCGAAUGAGUACAAAAAUAAGUCUUGGAAAAAUAAUAACUUUUUCGAUUUUAUCGAUUUUAAUGCUUCCGACAGUUUAUUGAGCAAAAGAGUGCAGCUCAUGGAAAAUAUUCAGAACUUGCAUGAUCUAGGACAACAAGACAUAGAGUUGAAAAAAUUAGCAGAGGAGGAAAAAGCAUUAUAUAAAGAGCAACUAAAUGAAUUGGACGAGAGAUUAUUGAACGUAGUACUGACAAACAUGUAUAAAGACUUUUAUAAUAGCAUCAUUGUCGAAAUAACAGCAGGUGUCGGUGGUCAGGAAGCAAUGCUGUUUGUUAAGGAUUUGUAUGAUAUGUACAUGGGUUAUGCCAAAUACUUGGGUUUAGAUCAUGAAGUAAUUGACAUAGACAUAAAUGACAACAAGGGCAUUAGACAUGUCAGUAUUAUGAUAUCUGGUGAUCAAGUUGAUAAGUUCCAGUACGAGGGUGGUGUACACCGAGUACAGCGAGUACCAGCCACAGAAAGAUUAGGUCGGAUACACACUAGUACUGCCUCAGUAGCAAUUUUGCCAGUGCCAUCAGAAAUACAAAUUGCAAUCAAUGAGAAGGAUCUGAAAAUAGAAACAAAAAGAUCAUCUGGGGCAGGUGGUCAACAUGUGAAUACCACUGAUUCGGCAGUGAGAAUAACACAUCUGCCGAGUGGAACAAGCAUUACCUGUCAAGUACAUAGAUCACAAGAUAAGAAUAAAAAGAUGGCAAUGGAGAAAUUAAGGAGCAUUUUGUAUGAGCAGCAAUUGAACAAGCAAACGUCAUUUACAAGUGAGUUACGACAAAAGCAAAUGGGAAUGAAGUUCAGAAACGAAAAGAUCAGAACAUACAAUUACAAUCAGGAUCGCGUGACCGAUCAUAGACUGGGUCAGAAUGGGACACUUUAUAAUUUGACAGAAUUUAUGCAGGGUGGAGUGGCUUUAGAGAAAUUGGAAGACAGAUUGUGUAAUCACGUACAGAUGAAAACUCUGUUGGAAAUAAUCAAAAACCUUGAGAUGCAAUUAAAGUAAUGUCUAAUCUAAAAUUCUAAAAUUAUCAUUCUGAUAUAAAAAGUUGUAUAUAGGAUUCAUUUCAUUUAGGUAAGCUAUUGUGCAGAACAUAUUAUAAUCAAAUAUAUGUAUAAUAUUAACAUAUUCUCUCUUUGGCGGAAAUAUUAUCUUCUUCCACUUUAAUAGCAAUUUAAUUAAUUUAAUAACACACAUAGACGUCACACCAUGUUGCUAAUAAAACAUAUGAGAUUUUUUAUUUGCUUUUAUCUUAAUAUAAGAAUAAUUUACCUUAGUUGCGUAUUUUGAAACAACUUUAUCUCAUUAAAUACAAAAAUACAAAUAUAUAAUAAUAUACAAAAUCUAUACGUUUAUAAUUUCGUUUGUAGAUCAAUGCUUUCACUUCAUUCAUAAAAAUGGAAAAAUUCUUGUCAUUGUUAUAUGAAUACUUCUUUUUACAUUUGAAUUCCAUACAGGUCGAUUUUAUCUGUAGUGCAAUUCUAACUCGUCAAGAGGUGUCGGUAUCGUUAUACUGUCGUUGCGCAGCUUUUUUAUAACUAUAUAAUUUAUAUAACUAUAUAAAAUAUCUACGCAAAAACUGUAUAACGAUACCGAUCUCUUAACGAGUUACAGAAUAGCACUACUGUAGGCCUAUUCCGUAACUUUUAACGACAGUGUCGAUAUCGUUAUAAUGUCGUUGCGCACAUAUUAUAUAUGACAAAAAAGCUACGCAACGACAAUUAUAACGAUACUAAACUGUCGUUAAGAGUUACAGAAUAGGCCUACUAUAAAGCAAAUUACACACGAUACAUUACUGGUAUCUAAAGAGACUUUUACGUGCCGCAUGAUAGCAUUCAUUAAAAAGUCGAUUUUUUUUUUUUUUUUCCAUUUAAAUAAUCUAAACUUAUCUAUACUUAAUUUUUAGACUUUUAUUUUCGAAUUUUGGUAACUGUGCAGAUAUGAAAAUUCUGAAGUUGCUGUUCAUCAGAGAUUAACUUCGUUUUCUUUUUUAUUUCUUUAUUCAACUUUUUCAUCCUUCACAUUUUCUAGUUAAAUAGAAAGUGUUAUAUAAUUAUUAUAUAAUAUCUAUAAAUAAAUUAACUAUAAUUUAUAAAAAUAAAAUAAAAAAUUAGUUUAAUACCUUUCAUCUCUGAUCUUAUAUUCUCUUUCUUUACAUCCAUAAUAUCCAUAUCCAUUUUUGAAUUUUUUUCCAAACACAGCCUCUUCGUAAACCCCUUUAAUAUGAAAUAAUGUCACAAUAUCUACACAUUCUACAUUAUGCCUUCUGUGAUGCCUUAAAAAAAAA